This is a messenger RNA of Drosophila takahashii, 4275 nucleotides long. RefSeq names its product nicotinic Acetylcholine Receptor alpha5 (gene nAChRalpha5). The record is from RefSeq and is a predicted model, not a curated record. Lineage: Eukaryota; Metazoa; Arthropoda; Insecta; Diptera; Drosophilidae. Gene Ontology annotation, biological process: nervous system process; signal transduction; chemical synaptic transmission. Gene Ontology annotation, molecular function: acetylcholine-gated monoatomic cation-selective channel activity; transmembrane signaling receptor activity. Gene Ontology annotation, cellular component: neuron projection; postsynaptic membrane; synapse.
AAAUGGAAAGUAUCUUUCAAAUACAUGUCAAGUGCAACUCUCUUGCUCUCUUUCGUUUAUGCUCGCUCUCUGUCUCCAUUUUGCAUAUGUGUGUGUGCGCCUGUAUAACAGGUGCCAAAAAAUAAAUGGCAAUGGUUACUUUUAUGCUCACAUUGUGUGGGCGGCUGGCUGAAAGGGAGGGAAAAGGAUGUACGAAUGAAUAAAACCGAAUGAUAUGAUAUUCUGGGCCAUUAUCAACAACCGUCAACACGCAUAACACAUGCCAUGGAUGUCAGAACUAAAACCGGAUAUCUGAACAAACCAAUAUAGAACAACACACACAUACAUUAAACUAAGCAAUAUUUAAUUUGGUUGAGUGAAAUUCACACGAAAAACGCAAAAAUUUAAUUUUAAAGUUCAACGAGUUGCAAAAAUAAAACUAAAACGCGAACUGCAUAAAUCACAAUUACGAGCGAAACGCGUUAAACCAUGACUAAAGCAAUUUUGUAACUAUAACCAAGGCGAAACGGAGGGAAAAUAAUAGUUAUUAAAUAAUGAUGGUGGAAAACACGAAAGUAAUCCUCUUAAGAAAAUUAUAAAUAUUAUUACUGUCAUUAAGCAUAAUGAAUACAUACCCAAAUUCAAAACAAUUUUAAUAUCCAUACAGACACAAAACCAGGACAUCAAUUCAUUUGAAUACAAAGUGUUCUAUUAUAUAGAAAACUCAUUUCGCAAAUGAUGUUUAGAUUUUCGAUAAGCAACUGAAACGCGCACAAGAUUGAUACAAAUUUUUAAUAAUAAUUCGUUAGACCAUAAGGAAGGACAGCCCAAAAACAGCUGACGAAUCUAAGCGGGAUUAAAUCGGGAAUUCGUGGAAAAACCUCGAUUAACUGAAAUUGGAUUAUUCGAUUUAACUCGAUAUAAACAUACGCAUAUUUCAAUAAUCGCAUCUAACCAAGUAAUAAUCAUUAUUGAACUAAAAUUAAUUGCAUUAACUUCAUUACUAAUCAACCAAAAAUUCUGGGAGACAAAUUUUAAAAACCGAAGUUUUGAAGGAAUAAUAAUAAUAAUACGCAAUCUAAACGUAAAUCAAGUGUAACACACAAAUCAGUAAACGGAAUAGUUAUACAAACAAUUGUUCAACACGAUCAGCUCAAACCUUGAAUGCCAAUUGGAAAGUAUUUUGAUUGCAUAACAGAUGAAGAAGGAAAAUAAAAGCCGCCACUUUUGAAUAUAUAGACAAGGAAGAGGUCAAGAAAAUCAAUAGAAACCAAAUGCUACAAAGCACUGCCAUAUACAACUGCAACGGAUUGCAUUAGGACAACUAACGAUUGAAUAGCUCUACAUAUAUACCAAAAUAAUACGAAUAAUUACUACAAAAUUAAAAUUAAACCAAGACCACAAGAACAAAUGAGAGAGAAAAGGAAGGCACCGAAAAUUAUAAGCUUGCAAAAUGGUUUGAUAUUGCAAAAGCCAUCUGUCUCUUUUCUUCUCUCCAAAUGAAAGAAGCCCCACAAUGAAAAAGGAAGUCAAAGUAUAAACUUUUAUUGUAAGGAAACGCAUAAAAAUAAUAGGAACACGCUCUUCGGGUUGUAAAGAAAAUAAGAAGACAAAAGAAAGACAUAAUAAUGUUGCAAACAAUAAAACAUAUACUUGCCAUAUUGAUAUAAAAAGGAGGACGUGAAAGGGCGGUGAGAAUUUCAUAAGAUUAGUAGCUAUUAAGAAGGGGACAAUGUAAGCUGCAGCAGCUGGAUAAGGCCGACGAAAACCCGAAUAUUAAAUUAUUGUAAUCUAGUAGAGAGCAGACAACAUAUCCGCUGGCAACAACCAACACCGAAAGAGACUAUGAAAAAUGCACAACUGAAACUGACUGAAGUUGACGAUGAUGAGCUGUGGCUGGCAGUAAGAUUAGCGCACUGCAGCAGCAGCAGCAACAGCGGCAGCGGCAGCAACAAGAGGCAACACCAGCAACUCAACCAACUGCAACCAAGGAGCUUAAGUACAAAACACCACAGCAUCAUUGCCAGCGAGCAGCACAAUAGCCAAGAACAGAAGCCAUCACCAAGAGCGGAAGAUGUAGUCACUUACACAGGCAGCAAUGACCAGCAGCAGCAGCAGCAGCAGCUAGACAGCAACAUGUUGUCGCCCUUUCGCUUCACAGCCGCAGCAAUUGCUGCCGGCGAUCAAGCAACAACCCAACAACCAACAAACAUAAGACUGUGUGCACGCAAGCGACAAAGGUUGCGUCGCCGACGAAAAAGAAAACCAGCAACCCCUAAGGAGGCAGCAGCAACAGCAGCAACAGCAACAGCAGCAGCAACAACUAGCAAUAGCAACACGAGCACCAGCACAAGCAACAUCAAUCUGCAUCCAACUGCCACCUACAUGCAAUGUCACACCAGCAUUCCGAUAUCGCGAUCGAGUCACGACCUCUCAUGGGUGUUGCAGGUGCUGCAGGUGUUGCUGGUGCACCUGCAACAGUGGCAGCUUCGCGUGCUCAAGGGGAUCGCGAUCAGCAGCACCGCCUUCAUUUCCUAUUUGGGCAGCUUUGCGGCGCAACUGAGGAGCAGCAGCAGCAGUCACAGCCAACACAGCAGCAGCAGCAGCACGCAAAUAAUCAACGGACUUAAUAAACACUCAUGGAUAUUUUUAUUGAUAUAUUUGAAUUUAUCUGCUAAAGUUUGCCUAGCAGGAUAUCAUGAAAAGAGACUGUUACAUGAUCUUUUGGAUCCUUAUAAUACACUAGAACGUCCCGUUCUCAAUGAAUCGGACCCGUUACAAUUAAGCUUUGGUUUAACAUUAAUGCAAAUUAUCGAUGUGGACGAGAAAAAUCAAUUGCUAGUCACGAAUGUGUGGUUGAAGCUGGAGUGGAACGACAUGAAUCUGCGCUGGAACACCUCCGACUACGGCGGCGUGAAGGAUCUGCGAAUACCGCCGCACCGGAUCUGGAAGCCGGACGUGCUGAUGUACAACAGUGCGGAUGAGGGAUUCGACGGCACCUACCAGACAAACGUGGUGGUUCGCAACAACGGGUCCUGCCUGUACGUGCCGCCGGGGAUCUUCAAGUCGACGUGCAAGAUCGACAUCACGUGGUUCCCCUUCGACGACCAGCGCUGCGAGAUGAAGUUCGGCAGCUGGACCUACGACGGAUUCCAGCUGGAUUUACAAUUACAAGAUGAAACUGGCGGUGAUAUCAGCAGUUACGUGCUCAACGGCGAGUGGGAACUACUGGGUGUGCCUGGCAAGCGUAACGAGAUCUAUUACAACUGCUGCCCGGAACCCUAUAUAGAUAUAACCUUCGCCAUCAUCAUCCGCCGACGGACUCUGUACUAUUUCUUCAACCUGAUCAUACCCUGUGUACUGAUUGCCUCCAUGGCCCUGCUCGGCUUCACCCUGCCGCCGGAUUCGGGUGAAAAAUUGUCACUGGGUGUUACCAUCUUGCUCUCGCUGACCGUGUUUCUCAAUAUGGUUGCCGAGACAAUGCCGGCCACCUCCGAUGCGGUUCCAUUGUUGGGUACAUAUUUCAAUUGCAUAAUGUUUAUGGUAGCUUCAUCCGUUGUGUCAACGAUUUUAAUAUUAAAUUAUCAUCAUCGAAAUGCUGAUACGCACGAAAUGUCCGAAUGGAUACGCAUCGUGUUUCUGUGCUGGCUGCCAUGGAUACUGAGAAUGAGUCGACCGGGCCGACCGCUGAUCCUGGAGUUCCCGACCACGCCCUGUUCGGACACCUCCUCCGAGCGGAAGCACCAGAUACUCUCCGACGUCGAGCUGAAAGAGCGCUCCUCGAAAUCACUGCUGGCCAACGUACUAGACAUCGAUGAUGACUUCCGGCACAAUUGUCGCCCCAUGACGCCCGGCGGAACACUGCCACACAAUCCGGCUUUCUAUCGCACGGUUUAUGGACAAGGCGACGAUGGCAGCAUUGGGCCAAUUGGCAGCACCCGAAUGCCGGAUGCGGUCACCCAUCAUACGUGCAUCAAAUCAUCAACAGAAUAUGAACUAGGUUUAAUCUUAAAGGAAAUUCGCUUUAUAACUGAUCAGCUACGUAAAGAUGACGAGUGCAAUGACAUUGCCAAUGAUUGGAAAUUUGCAGCUAUGGUCGUUGACAGACUGUGCCUUAUCAUAUUCACAAUGUUCACAAUAUUAGCCACAAUAGCUGUACUACUAUCAGCACCACAUAUUAUUGUCUCGUAGCCAUAUGGGCGAGGUGGUUAUUGUUAUUGGUUUUAUUAUAAAAUCAAUUUGUUAAUUAUUAAAUUAAUAACGAAACUUUUUAAGUAAAUUAAACUAAAAAAACGA